CAAUGGCUUUGAGUACCUUCAGUUGUGCCGGAACCACCGUGCGGUUCGAACGUCAUUUUUCUUUCGUACAAUUUUUCGCACGUAUUCGUCAGCAAGUGUUUGCGCGCGCGAGUGUGUGAGUGCGCGCGCGUAUCGAAGGCGCUCCAAAGCGCGAGUAGCGUUACUAUCGUGAAAUCGGACGAGUAGUCAUAUACAUACAUAUAUAUAUAUAUAUACAUAUAUAUAGGAUCGAUCUACCGAUGAGAAACGUUUGUUCCAAAAUUUUCGCUCGUCUUCUUCGAUUUUGAUUCCAACGAAAGAUCGGCCGGCUGGGAUUUGAUUAAAUAUUCGCUUAAACGUAGCGUUUACCGAUCGAGAUUUUUUCCAAGUCAUUUACGAAGGAUAAAGUUGAAAGAAAAAGAGGGAAGGAGAGGGAAGGAGAGGGAAGGAGACAGUGGCAAGUGCGAACACACACGCACCCGCCUCUUCAACGAUUUCGAUCGACACAACGUGUAGUCAACGACGAGUGUUCCGGCGUAUCGCCGACAAAGAAGUGUAUCACCAUGACUAAUUGGAUUGGCUAAAAAGAGUAACGAUCGAGGGGUUUUCCACCGAUUUAGAAGUAUCGGGAAACUCAAAGGAGAAUCGCUGGUGCAAUGGGCGAAAUUCUCGGUUCGGCGAGUUUCCUUCACCUCGGCGAUAUCGUCAGUCUCUACGCCGAGGGAAGUGUUUCAGGUUUUCUUUCCACAUUGGGAUUAGUAGACGACAGAUGCGUGGUAUGUCCCGAAGCCGGAGAUUUGACGAAUCCACCGAAAAAAUUCAGAGACUGCCUUUUCAAAAUAUGUCCUAUGAAUCGUUAUUCCGCUCAAAAACAAUUUUGGAAAGCGGCAAAACAAAGUGGCAGCUCGGGUACAGACGCUGGAUUAUUAAAAAGACUUCAUCAUGCAGCAGAAAUCGAAAAAAAGCAAAAUGAUACCGAGAAUAAGAAAUUAUUGGGUUCCGUUGUUUCCUAUGGCAACGUAGUUCAGCUGUUACAUUUGAAGUCGAAUAAAUUUUUGACUGUCAACAAGAGAUUGCCUGCGUUACUUGAGAAAAAUGCUAUGAGGGUUUAUCUGGAUGCGAAUGGAAAUGAGGGUUCUUGGCUUUAUAUAAUGCCAUUUUAUAAAUUGCGAAGCGACGGUGACAGCGUGGUAGUUGGUGACAAGGUAAUACUGGAACCAGUUAAUGCAGGCAGACAAGGACUUCACGUAGCAGCCAAUUACGAAUUAAGCGAUAAUCCUGGAUGUAAAGAAGUGAAUGUUGUUAAUUCGUCAACGUCUUGGAAAGUGACUUUGUUCAUGGAACACAGGGAGAAUCAAGAAGAGAUACUCAAGGGUGGAGACGUCGUCAGAUUAUUUCAUGCUGAGCAAGAAAAAUUUUUAACUAUGGACGAAUACAAAAAGAAACAACACGUUUUUUUAAGGACUACUGGUAGAACGAGUGCAACCGCAGCUACUAGUAGUAAAGCGUUAUGGGAAGUUGAGGUCGUACAACACGAUCCUUGUAGGGGUGGUGCAGGACACUGGAAUUCUUUAUUCAGAUUUAAACAUUUAGCUACGGGUCAAUAUCUUGCUGCUGAGGUUGACUCGGACGAACUUUAUGAAACUAGUAAUGGCAAUAAGCCUGAUCCUGUUGGUAAAAUUUAUAGACUGGUCUCAGUACCGCACAGCAACGAGAUUAGUUCUUUAUUCGAAUUAGAUCCAACAACAUUAACGAGGGGUGAUAGUUUAGUACCUCAAUCUUCCUUCGUUAGGUUACACCAUAUAUGUACAAAUACGUGGGUUCAUUCUACUAGCGUACCGAUCGACAAGGAUGACGAAAAACCCGUCAUGUCAAAGGUUGGUUGUGCGUUGAACAAAGAAGAUAAAGAAGCUUUCGCACUGAGAUCCGUAUCGCCAGUAGAGGUACGAGAUUUAGAUUUUGCAAACGAUGCCUGCAAAGUUUUGGCAUCUAUCAACUGUAAAUUGGAGAAGGGUACUAUUUCCCAUAAUGAGAGGAGAGCUGUAACUAGUUUAUUGCAAGACAUUGUUUACUUUAUUGCGGGAUUAGAAAAUGAACAAAAUAAAUCCGAGGCGUUGGAAUUAAUUGUAACUAAUGCGGUCAGGGAUCGACAAAAGUUACUACGGGAACAAUAUAUUUUGGGUCAAUUAUUUAAAAUACUUCAGGCACCGUUUUUAGAGUCGGCCGAGGGUGAGGGACCAUUUCUUAGAAUAGAAGAACUCAACGAUCCAAGACAUGCACCGUACAAAUAUAUGUUUCGAUUAUGUUAUCGUAUACUUAGACUGUCGCAACAAGAUUACAGAAAAAAUCAGGAAUAUAUUGCCAAACAUUUUGCUUUUAUGCAAAAACAAAUUGGAUACGAUAUUUUGGCAGAGGAUACGAUUACAGCACUUUUACACAAUAAUCGUAAAUUAUUAGAGAAACAUAUUACAGCUGCUGAGAUCGAGACUUUCGUAGGUCUUGUAAGAAAAAAUAUGCACACUUGGGAAUCUAGAUUUUUAGAUUAUUUAUCAGAUUUAUGUAUUUCAAAUAAGAAAGCAAUAGCCGUAACUCAGGAAUUGAUAUGUAAAAGUGUAUUAAGUGAAAAAAAUAAGGAUAUUCUUUUAGAGACCAGGAUGAUGAAAGUUAAAACCGAAAUGAAAUUGGUCGAUCAAAAGCAAGAUAAUGACGAAUCUCAAAUAGUCGUUAAAGAAAAAGAUGAAGUUUAUCUUUUCUGGAAUAAUGCAACGAAAUCAAAGUCUUUAUGCGAGUUAUCAAAAAACGCAAAGAUGGACAAUUUAUUGGCACCAGCAAUUUUGGAUUAUUACAGACAUCAAUUAAAUUUAUUUAGCAACAUGUGUCUUAACAGGCAAUAUUUAGCACUUAACAAUUUGUCACCUCACUUGGACAUAGAUCUUAUACUUAAAUGUAUGGAAGAUGAAACCGUACCAUACGAAUUACGAGCUUCGUUCUGCCGACUUAUGUUACAUCUUCACGUGGAUCGUGAUCCUCAAGAACAAGUGACACCGGUCAAAUAUGCACGUCUUUGGUCCGAAAUUCCAUUAAAAAUGAGCAUUAACGAUUACGAUACAAAUAAAAUGCCUGACGAAAAUAAAGAAGCUGUUCGCGUUAAAUUUAGUUCGACUAUAAAAUUUGUGGAAGAUUAUCUUUGCAACGUUGUCUCAAAUACGUGGUCUUUUGCGGAUCAGGAACAAAAUAAGCUUACGUUUGAGGUGGUUAAAUUAGCACGGGAUUUAAUUUAUUUUGGAUUCUAUAGUUUUAACGAUCUGUUGAGAUUAACUAAAAAGCUAUUAAGUAUCUUGGAUUGUGUUUCUGAAAAUGAUUUCAUUAAUGGGAAAAUACCAAUCGGGGAAAUUGAUUCUGAGUCUAUGGAUUCUGAAGAGGCAGCUGAAGGAGGAGUUCUCCGAUGUAUUGGCGGUAUGGGUGAUGUGAUGGCGCGUUUACCUUUAGGACCAGCUGGACAAGUAUUGGCUGGAAGUACAUCUCCAAGGCCAAAGAUUACUUCGAAAAAAGAAUAUCCUUUGGUGAUGGAUACUAAAUUAAAAAUAAUUGAAAUUCUUCAAUUUAUCCUCGACGUUAGAUUGGAUUAUAGAAUUUCUUGUUUGCUAAGCAUUUUCAAACAAGAAUUCGAUGAGACUGAAAAAGCUUCUGGUCAAGACUUGAGUCAACUUUGUCAAAAAACAAUAGAUUUAGAAUCGAUUGGAACGCAAGCCGAAGGAAUCUUUGGAAGCAGCGAGGAAUGUGCUGCAUUGGAUUUGGAUGGUCUUGGUGGUAAAACAUUUUUACGUGUUUUACUUCACCUGGCAAUGCACGAUUAUCCACCUUUAGUUUCUGGAGCAUUGCAUUUAUUAUUCAGACAUUUUAGUCAAAGGCAAGAAGUACUGCAAGCAUUUAAACAGGUUCAACUUUUAGUCUCAGAUAGUGACGUUGAAUCGUAUAAACAAAUUAAAGCAGAUUUAGACGUUUUACGUCAAUCGGUGGAAAAAUCAGAACUUUGGGUUUACAAGUCGAAAGCUACGGAAGAGCACGGAAACAAAAAGAAAAAGAGCAAAGAAGACGAAGAAGAUUCUUCAACCCCUCGUAAAGCACCACCGCAAUUGUCUACGUCGGAUAAAAAAGGAUCAGCGAUUGAUUUAGAUAUUGGUCCACCUUUAAGUUUGGAUCAAACCGAAGAAUAUAAAAAAAUACAACAAAUAUUAAUACGAAUGAACAAGCUGUGCAUCCAAACAAUACCGGGUGGACAAGUAAAACCUCGUAAACACGAGCAAAGACUUUUGCGUAACGUUGGAGUCCAUACUGUUGUCUUAGAUUUAUUGCAAGUUCCUUACGAUGAUAAAGAAGAUGUUAGAAUGAAUGAGCUUAUGCGUUUGGCUCAUGAUUUUCUGCAAAACUUUUGUCUGGGCAAUCAACAAAAUCAGGUUCUAUUACACAAACAAUUGGAUUUAUUUUUAAAUCCUGGCAUUAGAGAAGCUCAAACAGUAUGUAGUAUAUUUCAAGACAAUUCGACGCUUUGCAAUGAAGUUAAUGUAAAGGUGAUUCAACACUUUGUUCAUUGCAUAGAAACACACGGUAAACACGUGCAAUAUUUAAGAUUCCUUCAAACUAUCGUGAAAGCUGAAAACCAGUUUAUCAGAAAAUGUCAAGAAAUGGUGAUGCAAGAGCUCGUUCAAGCCGGAGAAGAUGUUUUAGUAUUUUAUAAUGACAGAGCUUCGUUUAAUCAAUUCGUAGAAAUGAUGCGUUCGGAGAGACACAGAAUGGACGAAAGUAGUCCACUCAAAUAUCACGUUGAAUUGGUUAAAUUAUUAGCUUGUUGUACAAUGGGUAAAAAUGUUAAUACCGAGAUCAAAUGUCAUAGUCUUUUACCCUUGGAUGAUAUUGCUGCAAUGGUAUCGCAUCCAGAUUGUAUACCUGAGGUGAAGGAAGCUUACAUCAAUUUCCUUAACCAUUGUUACAUUGAUACCGAAGUAGAGAUGAAAGAAAUUUAUAAUUCCAAUCAUAUGUGGUCCUUAUUUGAAAAGUCCUUUAUUGUAGACAUGAACUUGAUUGCAACACCUAAAAAUGAUCAACGAGAUACAGAUAAUGCUUUAGAGAAUUAUGUGACGAGUUGUUUAAUGAAUAUCAUCACUACAUUCUUUAGCAGUCCAUUUUCUGAUCAAAGUACAACUGUCCAGUUCUUCGAAAAUGAGAAACAACUGCACGAGGCUAGACUUUAUUGGAGCAUCAAGGAAUGUGACCGGAAUAUUGACAAUAAUGUUGCAAGUUAUACUCGACAGCCAAUAUUUGUUCAACUACUUCAUGCAGCGUUUAAAGUAUCGCAAUGUAUGUGGUUGAAUGCAGGACAAAGAUUCAAUGUAGAAAAUUGUAUAAGAACUUUAUCCGAUGUUGCUAAGGGACGAGGUAUUGCCAUUCCUACUGAUUUGGAAAGUCAAGUUGCUUCUAUGUUUAAUAAAGCGGCGAUGCUUAGUAGGCAAACAAGUAAAUGGCUGCAAGCUUCUAAACAACCGAAAAUAGAGCGUACUCAAAGUCAGAAUGAUAUGGUUUUGAUGGACAGCUCUAAAGAAGAGCUGAUGCGUCUGGAUCGUAGUAUUAUAGAAGGUCUACAAGACAUAGUAUGUUUAUUAGAAGAACAACUUAAACCAUUGGUGCAAUCAGAAUUAUCCUUGUUGGUUGACAUCCUCUAUCGACCGGAGCUUUUAUUUCCACCAAAUACCGAAGCUAGGGAACGAUGUGGAAAUGGUGGAUUUAUUAGAAGAUUGAUUAAGCAUACCGAAAAAUUAUUAGAAGAGAAAGAAGAAAAAUUGUGUAUAAAGGUAUUAAAAACACUUCGAGAAAUGAUGGCGAUUGAUCCUGAAUACGGUGAAAAAAAUGAAGAUGUUUUGGAACAUGCAGAUUCAGAAAAGAAGACCGAAUCUCCUCUCGGAACAGAUUCCAAUGAUCAAUGCGAUCGUCAAAUGACUCAGCAAGAGCGGGGUGAUGCAUUAAGACACAAUCUUCUGACGCGUUACUUCGGUAAGAGUUUCAUUCAAAAGCCUGAGAAUGUUGAAAUUGGAGUAUCCUGUACAAUGGCUGUAACUCACGGACCAGGAGCCAAGUUGCUAAGCCGUGCUGGGAGGACUUUGCACGAAGUUCAAAGUCAUUUAGACAGAGAAGGUGCAUCAGAUUUGGUCGUAGAAUUGGUUAUUAAAAGUGUACACUCUCCUAGUAUAUUUGUAGAAGUUGUAGAACUAGGAAUUGCAUUAUUGGAGGGUGGCAAUCCGAUUAUACAAAAAAGUGUAUUCAAUAAGUUAAUGGGCGGUGAUUUGAGUCAAUCAUUUUUCAAGGUUUUUUAUGAUAAAAUGAAAGAUGCGCAACAGGAAAUAAAAUCAACGGUAACGGUUAAUACAUCAGAUAUAACAGCAAAAACUAAUGAGGAUAAGGAACAAAGUAAAGAAUUAGAAAAGAUAUCAAGAAAACGUGCAGCAGAUUGCAAAUACUACGUACUUUUAGGUAAGCUUAAUGGUAUAGUUUGCACCGAUGAAUUACGAGAUGAAGUAAAUUCAACCGCAGCGACUAAUGUUCAAAUCUACGGGAACACGCGUGCCAUUGUACCUGGUGAAGAUGUAACAAAUAAUGCGGUGGAAGAGAUGAUUGGUGAAAAGUUAGAAAGAGCACGUGCCGAACCUACGUCUGGCGUUGAAAAGGAUGACACACAACUUAGCGUUAAAGUAUUAGUGAUGCAACCAAUUUUACGAUUUUUACAAUUAUUAUGUGAAAAUCAUAAUCAAAAUCUUCAGAAUUUUCUUCGGAAUCAAAAUAACAAGACGAAUUUUAAUUUGGUAUCCGAGACACUUAUGUUUCUCGAUUGUAUUUGUGGCUCGACGACUGGCGGAUUGGGUUUACUUGGAUUAUAUAUUAAUGAAAAUAAUGUUGCAUUAAUUAAUCAAACUUUGGAGACUUUAACGGAAUAUUGUCAAGGACCUUGUCAUGACAAUCAAAAUUGCAUUGCCAUUCACGAAUCUAAUGGUCUAGAUAUUAUAACGGCUUUGAUAUUGAAUGAUAUUAAUCCAUUGGGUAAAACUAGGAUGGAUUUGGUAUUGGAAUUGAAAAAUAAUGCCAGUAAAUUGUUAUUAGCUAUUAUGGAAAGUAGGGGUGACAGCGAGAAUGCUGAAAGAAUAUUAUACAACAUGAAUCCAAAGCAAUUGGUGGACGUGGCAUGUAGAGCAUUUCAUCAAGAAUCAUUGGACGGUUCUACUAAUGUUGAUGAUUCCUCAACUAACGGGGAGGAUGGAGUGUCUCCUAAAGAAGUGGGUCAUAAUAUUUAUAUCUUAUGCCAUCAAUUGGCUCAACAUAAUAAAGAAUUAGCAACUAUGUUGAGGCCGUCAGAAGACAACGCAGAUUCGGAAAUAAAUAAAGCAUUGCAAUAUUAUGCAUCUCAUACAUCUCAAAUUGAGAUUGUCAGACACGAUAGAACAUUGGAACAAAUAGUUUUUCCGAUACCAGAAAUAUGCGAACUUAUUACCGUUGAUACGAAAAUUAGAGUGUUAAAUACUACAGAACGUGACGAUCAAGGUUCUAAAGUAUCAGAUUUCUUUGAAAGAACGGAAGAUAUGUUUAAUGAAAUGAAAUGGCAGAAGAAACUUAGAGGACAGCCAGUAUUAUUUUGGAUGAGCAGUUACAUGUCAUUAUGGAGUAAUAUUUUAUUUAACUGUGCUGUCCUUAUAAACCUUAUUGUGGCUUUCUUCUAUCCAUUUGUAGAUUCUGUACCAAAACUUUGUUCACAUUUGUCAGCUCUUAUUUGGGCUGUGAUGUUUGCAUCAGCAGUUAUUGUCAUUACAUUGCCACGAGAAUCGGGUAUACGUACAUUAGUUGCGUCAACAAUUUUACGAUUAAUAUUUUCUAUAGGACCAGAACCAACUUUGUGGUUACUUGGAUUUGUUACGAUCGUUCUAAAGGUUAUUCAUCUCAUAAGUAUUAUAGGAAAUCAGGGGACCUUAACUAAAAGUAUAGAACAAAUAAUGACAAAUGGUGAAAUAUUGUAUCACGCGUCAUACUUAAUAUUUUGUGUACUAGGACUUUUGAUGCAUCCAUUUUUCUAUUCGGUUUUACUCUUUGAUGUGGUUUAUCGAGAAGAAACAUUGCUCAAUGUAAUAAGAUCUGUUACCAGAAAUGGACGAUCUAUUAUACUGACUGCUGUGUUGGCUUUGAUUUUAGUUUAUAUGUUUUCUAUCAUCGGAUUUAUGUUCUUCAAAGAUGAUUUUCUGGUCAGCGUUGACGAAGAUAUUGUUCCCACAUUAGAUGAUAAAACUGCAGAUACUUGUAAAGUUAGUGAUAACGAAAAAUGUGAAUCAAGUGAAACUAUGUCACGAUAUUUACGCGAAGUUAAUGAACAAGGAAAUAAUCAAGAUUUGUUUAAUGUUGGGGGUGAAGUAAAAGAACGGGCUUGCGAUUCAUUAGUUAUGUGCAUCGUUACAACGUUAAAUCAAGGUUUAAGAAAUGGCGGAGGUAUAGGUGAUGUUUUAAGAGCUCCAUCGAGCACGGAACCAUUGUUUGUUGCCAGAGUCGUAUAUGAUUUACUAUUCUUCUUCAUAGUGAUAAUUAUUGUUUUGAAUCUCAUUUUUGGUGUCAUCAUCGAUACGUUUGCUGAUCUUAGAUCAGAAAAACAGCAAAAAGAAUUAAUUUUAAAGAAUACUUGUUUCAUUUGCGGUUUAAAUAGGUCAGCUUUCGAUAAUAAGACUGUAUCUUUUGAGGAACACGUUAAACACGAACACAAUAUGUGGCAUUACCUUUAUUUCAUCGUUUUAGUAAAGGUAAAAGAUCCGACAGAAUUUACAGGUCCAGAAUCGUAUGUUUAUGCAAUGGUGAAGGACAGAAACCUUGAAUGGUUUCCACGAUUAAGAGCUAAAUCAUUGGCGGCAGACGAGGGCGAGGGUGAACAAGUUGAGUUGAGAAGUUUGCAAUCACAAUUAGAAUCCACUCAAUUAUUGGUGAAGUGUCUUUCACAGCAACUUACAGAAUUACGUGAUCAGAUGACGGAACAGAGAAAGCAAAAACAACGUUUGGGUUUGUUAAAUUCUGCAUCUCCACUUUUACAUAAUCUAUAAACGAGCGGAUAACGGUACGGAUGUAA
Polistes dominula (European paper wasp) is the source of this 9124-nucleotide messenger RNA. RefSeq names its product Inositol 1,4,5,-trisphosphate receptor. The record is from RefSeq and is a predicted model, not a curated record. Gene Ontology annotation, cellular component: endoplasmic reticulum; membrane. Lineage: Eukaryota; Metazoa; Arthropoda; Insecta; Hymenoptera; Vespidae. Gene Ontology annotation, molecular function: inositol 1,4,5-trisphosphate-gated calcium channel activity; inositol 1,4,5 trisphosphate binding. Gene Ontology annotation, biological process: calcium ion transmembrane transport.